Molecule: messenger RNA, 1020 nt
Organism: Microsporum canis CBS 113480
Lineage: Eukaryota; Fungi; Ascomycota; Eurotiomycetes; Onygenales; Arthrodermataceae
Product: alpha/beta hydrolase fold-3 domain-containing protein
Exons: 2
Coding region: 1-1020 (339 amino acids)
Molecular function (GO): hydrolase activity
Source: RefSeq, a predicted model, not a curated record
AUGCCAACCCAGAGCGACCUCACCAUCGAUGCCGCCAAGUUUCAUCCAAGCAAUGUCACCGAGGAAGUAAAGAAAGUGAAUGAAUUUAUUGAAACCGUGACUAAGAAUGGACCGAAGUGGCAUGAAGUAGGGGUAGAGAAAUAUCGGCAGAUGCGAGAAACAGGCGAAACACCACUACCAGUACCAGUCUAUCUCCCAGAUGCUAUUGACGCAACUUUGCCAUCAAGAGACGCUGGCCGUGAUAUUCCUUUACGCGUGUUUAAGCCGGAAAAUGGUCUUCCAAGCAAGGGCAUCUUUCUCCAUUUUCACGGAGGAGGUUCGGAUACCCCUUUGAAGAUGUAUGCCAAUAAAUGCCAGCUUACUGCCAUCUCAGUUGGUUAUCGCCUCGCGCCGGAAGACCCCUACCCGGCCGGUAUAAAUGAUUGCAUUGAUGCUGCAGAGUACCUCGUUGACCAUGCAGAGAGGGGCUACGGAGCAAAGCUAACUCUUAUGGGCGGGGAAUCAUCUGGUGGCUGUCUAGCGGCAUUAACUGCAUUUUCGCUUAUGCGCUCACGUCCAAAACAUCAACUCACGGGCCUCAUCUUUCCGUAUCCCUGGCUCGAUAUUUCUCUAGGUUUACCAAAAGUGACCUCAUUUACCAAGCCGCUGGUGAUCAAUUAUACGGCGAUGCAGCAAUUUGCCGACGCUUACGCCCCUAAUAUGAGUAUAGAAGACAGAAGGCACCCUCAGCUCUCACCGCUAUACGAGGAUAUACAGAGUCUGGCUUUAGAAUCGCCUAGCUUAUCACUCCCACCAGCACUAUUCCUGUGUGGAACAGAAGACCCAUUGCUGGAUGAUACCCUUCUCAUGAGUAUAAAAUGGACAAUAGCAGGGGGAGAGUCUGUUCUAAAGAUUUAUCCAGGAUCCCCUCACGGAUUCAACGCUUUCGCAGGGACCAAGGCGGCCGAGGAUGGUAAGGCUAUCAUUCUUCAGUUUAUGCAGGAGAAGCUAGACGCCGCAGCCCAGACGCAGGGGAGUUGA